UUAAAAAAGGCAGAAAAAAAUUGCAAAAGAAACAGAAACAUGGAUAAAGCUGAAGUGGGUCAGCUGGCUGUUAUAUAAAGACGUUCAUGUAUCACGAAAUGCAUGAGGAAGGGAGGGGGGGAUUCAUUGAGUAGUUUGGGUUGUUUCGGGGUAGUUCAACAAGUUGUUUUUUGUAUUUUGUUUUGUUGGUUGGUGUGUAUGUAUGUGGAUGCAAUCUGAAACAACACAGAGCCCUGCAAGGACAAUUUUUACAGCUGUAAGAGAUAUAAGAAGGGCCCAAGGGAAGAAGAAAGAAGUAAUGGCUGACAUGGAGGUCCACAACAAAUUGUGUAUCAGAGAAUUUGAUACAGAGAAAGAUGUUGAACGAGUAGAGGAGCUGGAAAUGAGGUGUGAAGUAGGGUCGAGUACAAGUGUUUCUCUCUAUACAGAUCUCAUGGGCGACCCCAUCUGUAGGAUCCGCCAUUCUCCAGCUUAUACAAUGCUGGUUGCAGAAUAUGGGCCGGAUAGAGAAAUGGUGGGGAUUAUCAGGGGCUCCAUUAAAACAGUUGUGUGUGGGAUCAAUAAUCAGGAGCUUCAACAGAUUCCAUUGUACACCAAGGCGGCUUAUAUUCUUGGCCUGAGAGUCUCGCCAACCCACAGGCGUAAAGGAAUUGGGCUGCGGUUGGUACAAGAGAUAGAAAAGUGGUUCAAGGCAAAUGGGGCAGAGUACGCUUACAUGGCUACUGAGAAGGACAACAAUGCAUGCAUCAAGCUUUUUGUGGAGAAAUGCAGCUUUACCAAAUUCAGAACCCCAGCUAUGUUGGUCCACCCUGUACAAUCCCACUCUAAGCACAUAUCUUCCUCAGUAAAGAUCCUCAAACUGGGUAUGAAAGAAGCAGAGGCUCUAUACAGAAGAUGCAUGGGAACUUCUGAGUUUUUCCCACAGGACAUAGACACCAUACUGCAAAACAAGCUAAGUUUAGGGACAUGGGUGGCCUUUCCCAGAACUGAAGAGUGGCCUAGGGCAACUUCUUGGGCUGUGCUAAGCGUGUGGAGCAGCAAUGAUUUGUUCAAAAUGCAAGUAAAAGGAGUGUGUAAGACAAAGCGUAUGUAUGCUGCAGCUACUCGGUUGCUUGACAAGGCCUUCCCUUGGUUGAAUGUCCCAUCCAUUCCAGAUGUUUUCAGGCCCUUUGGAAUCCAUUUCCUUUAUGGGUUGCACGGAGAGGGGCCCAAGUGUGGAAAACUUAUGAGCUGUCUAUGGUGGUUUACACACAAUUUGGCUAGGGAAAAGAAGGGGUGCAGAUUCCUUGCCACUGAAGUGGGUGCUCGUGAUCCCCUUAUGUCUUGGAUUCCUUACAGAGAUUUGUUUUCUUGUCCAGAGGAUCUCUGGUGCAUUAAGAAACUCAGUUCUUCUGGCCAAGAGGAUUGGAGCAUGUCUGCACCGGGUCUUAGACUGUUUGUUGACCCGAGAGAGUUCUGAGCUACAGUGAAAGGAAGGGCUAUGGAGCACCAUGAGACAAAGAGAAUAGAUUUUGUUAUUUGUAUUCCUUAUGUAAAUAGUGAGGGCCAUGCUUAUGCUUCCCUUACAAGUAGUGAUAUUCCACAAUAUCCUUUCUGUUUUCUUGUGGGCUAUGUUUAUAGACUCAGCUAGAGCAACUGUAGAGGAAAAGUAAUUUGUUCUAGUACAAGCUAAAUGGUAUUAGCUCAAGCAGUUGGUUUAAGUGGUAGAUGCUGUGUCUAUAUCAUUUUUGUUCAUCGUAUCUUAAAAUCCAACAAAAUCAAUGUAAAGUAGUUUAUAUAUAUAUCAAUGUGAAAUUUAGUUUA
This is a messenger RNA of Cryptomeria japonica (Japanese cedar), 1803 nucleotides long. Its product is annotated as probable N-acetyltransferase HLS1-like. Gene Ontology annotation, molecular function: acyltransferase activity, transferring groups other than amino-acyl groups. Bases 203 to 1459 code for a protein of 418 amino acids. The transcript is spliced from 3 exons. Lineage: Eukaryota; Viridiplantae; Streptophyta; Pinopsida; Cupressales; Cupressaceae. The record is from RefSeq and is a predicted model, not a curated record.